This is a messenger RNA of Penaeus monodon (black tiger shrimp), 2065 nucleotides long. RefSeq lists its product as uncharacterized. Bases 39 to 1889 code for a protein of 616 amino acids. The record is from RefSeq and is a predicted model, not a curated record. Lineage: Eukaryota; Metazoa; Arthropoda; Malacostraca; Decapoda; Penaeidae. The transcript is spliced from 14 exons.
CGCCGUUUGGGCAGAUUCUUCACGUCAGGACCUCCGCGAUGAAGCUCGAGUCGACACCAGUCUGCUUCCGCGGCUUUUGCCUGUUGCUGGCCGUUGUCUGCGCCCUCCAGACGUCUACUGCGCGCGGUCACCUUUCCGACAUGGAGGGGACAGGAACAGGAGAGAAGCCUCAGGCGAAUUCGAUAUUGAGUAGAUCCAUCAUGGAGAAACAAUAUUUAGACGAGGACGAGUUCGAGGACGAGGGUGAGUUCAGGGGCGAGGAGGAGUUCGAGGGCCAGGAGGAGUUCGAGGACAAGGACGUGUGGUACCUUGACCCUGGUGACGACGGCGAGGAAGAGCUUCUUCUCGAGGAUUACGACGACUUUGAAGUGGCUUACUUGAUGCACAGUAACCAAAAUACGGACGUCAUCUCCACUCGAGGGAAGAAUAUUUGCUCGCCCGAUGCCCAAUUUGUACUCAGGAGCCACACCGGCUUCCGGGCCACGAAAUAUCCAAACAACUACUCUAUUCGCAUGUACUAUUUUAUGGGCGCAGACGUGGGCCAGAUCGCCGUGCACUGCCCCUUCUUCAGGACCGAGUGGAGCCGUCGGUGCAAAGCGGACAAGUUCACCGUCUUCGCUGGAGCCCCGUUUAGGAGAGGCAUCAGGCGGUGCGGGCGGAUCCACGGUUUCUACAGAACGUAUUCACAGAGCAUCAGGAUCGCCUUCAGCACCAACGGGUCCAGGAGAAGAGCCGGCUUCGACUGCACCAUUUCUUGUCUGCCUAAAGUGGGCUCCUCGUCACUAGGCACAGGCUGCCUCGACAUGCAGGAUCCUCCCAUCAACGUCACGACCUGUGAUGACAUUUCGCCAGAACACUUAGGUGGCUGUUCAUGUCACUCGUGUCCGAACAGCGACCGCCUCGAACUCCGAUGCACAAUCUGCUCUGCCUGCGACAUGGAGGUCUUCGCCGCCCACCGUUUUUUAGUGACUCUCGGCAUCACUUUCAUCUUCAAUGACACCUGCAACGACCUCAUCAAUAUGGGCAACUUUACAUACGGGAAUGAAGACCAAUUCCGGGUGUUGCUUCUAUGUUUCCCUGUUCCAGAGCGCGUCACCAUCCCGGUUUGGCCGACUGUCCAUACUAUCUAUUAUUCGACCAAUUGUCCCACUAACGUAGUUGGAGAUCCUUGUUACGAAAAUACCACAAGGCUGAGAGAAAGCUUCAGUAGAAUACUUGGAGACCCACUGAGCGUCAAGAACAGAAGUCCGCUGCUGAAGUCGAGUCCUUCCCUCAAAUACGACGACCUCUCAUUGUUGAAGUCCUUCCCCGGCCUCGAAAACCUCUACCUUAUUGAGGUGCCAGUGGACACGCGCAUGAUACCUUCGUUGGCACACCUUCGCUCCCUCAUGAUCGUAGACGAAAGUGCAGUCGUUGCGGGCCAAGUCUUCGACCUCAAGAACCUUACGGGCCUCACGGAGCUCGUUCUGAUCCUGGGGGAAAAGGAACUCCACACCAACUCCAUCGAACUGGCCUCUCCUUAUUUAGAAUAUGUGGAGAUCCAGGCUAGUAGAACUGCAGUGGAGACCAUGGAAGCAGAUUUUAUAAACAUUACUACGACGACGCACCGAACCCCCGAGUUUACGAUGAAGGUCAACAGCUCCCUCGUGCCCUUCGUGCUGUAUCCAGUCUUCAAACCCCUGCUGAAGACAGCCAUCAUCCACUGGCUUAACGAUGAUGGGACCAGGGUCGACUGCAUGCACUGCGGAGUUGCCUGGUUUUGGAAAUUGUCUAAGGAAGAACUGGCGUGUCUCCAGGUCCAGUGUACCCACCCUAACGGCACCGUCGUCAUGGCACCAGACUUCAUUCGCAGUGGAGGAACUAAUCCUUGUUCCGUUUACUUUGGAUAAGGGUUUCAUCUAGCCAAUUUACAUGAUGACAAACUGGACCUACGGAUUGAAAACCGAAUGCAUAAGGAGUAUAACUUUGGAAUCCACUCUCUCACACACAUUAUAUGAAUUUAUGUUCCUUUAACUUUUGCAACCCUGGCUGUACACGGUAACAUCAAUAAUGAUUUGCUUCCUUC